Messenger RNA from Dichomitus squalens LYAD-421 SS1, 576 nucleotides. RefSeq lists its product as uncharacterized. Lineage: Eukaryota; Fungi; Basidiomycota; Agaricomycetes; Polyporales; Polyporaceae. Gene Ontology annotation, molecular function: RNA-DNA hybrid ribonuclease activity; nucleic acid binding. The record is from RefSeq and is a predicted model, not a curated record. The transcript has a single exon. Bases 1 to 576 code for a protein of 191 amino acids.
AUGCCUGAUCAACGGGGAGAGCAAUGCAAGAGCAGGGGCGGGUGUCUAUGGUUGAACGAAGGACAUCCCGCUGACCGGUCUAUUAAACUCCCCUCAGAGAUCGUACAGUCAAAUCAAACAGGGAAGCUAGUAGGGACUCUCGUCGCCUCUCAGACGAUAGAGUCUACUACAGGCCUGACACAGGAAACGGACUCAAAACUCGUCUUGCAAACCGUCACCACCCGACUCCGAAAAAACGAGGACAUAGGAUGUAUUGGCAAAUCAAACGUUGGAUUCACCAAGGCUGUGGUUGCCACCUUGCGGCGAAGGAAAGCCCUAGUAAAGUUCAAGUGGGUCAAAGGCCAUAGCGGUCACCCUAGGAACGAGGGAGCAGAUAGGCUGGCGGGACUGGGUGCCCUGAAAUCAGCGCCCGACCAGGUCGAUGUUCAGGCCCCAGACGAUCUCCGCAUCUCCGGGGCGAAACUCCAGGCCAUGACCCAGCGCAUGGCCUAUACGGCCAUAAUGGCCCGCAAAGCGGCGAAGUUGCCCCCGCCCAAAGACAGUCCACGAUCUGGACACCGUCAGAGCUGGCGUUGA